GCAUGCUUCCAUCGUCAAAGUCCUAAUUGAACAUCAAAAAUCCCAACAUCGUCAAGAUGUCGAAAGUGGAGUACGCGUUGAAGCUACUACGGAGAUGAUUGCGAAGCUGAACAAAGAGAGAGACACGGCCUUACAUGAGGCUGUACGUCACAAUCACAUUGACGUGGUAAAACAGUUACUAAUGGAGGUAGAUCCAGAAUUUUCGUUUGGUGCUAAUGCUGCUGGUGAGACCCCACUUUACUUGGCUGCCGAGAGUCACGUUCCAGCUUUGGUGUCAGAAAUUUUAAAAAAAUUGAAGUCACCAGCUUAUGAUGGCCCCUUGGGUAGAACGGCUUUGCAUGCUGCAGCAUUUUGGGAUGAUGAAGGAAUGACCAAAAACAUUUUGGAAAGAGGAGGCGAUCUAUGUAAACGAGCAGACCAAAAUGAUUGGACUCCGCUUCACAUGGCUGCAUACAUGGACAGCAUUAAGGCAACAAAACUAUUGCUGGAAUCUGAUAGAAAGGUAGCAUAUAUGAAAAACGCAGAGGGUUGGACAGCUCUUCACAUUGCAGCUCUCCGCAACAAAGGAAGAGUAACAAAAGAGAUUAUAUCAAUGUGUCCGGAUUGUUGCGAAGUGGUUGACAAUGAAGGCCGGAAUGCACUCCAUCUCGCCGUGAACAACUCGCCAAGUGCAACGCCAAUCAUCCAAGAUUAUUCGUCUCUACGGAAUCUUUUGAAUCAGAAGGACAACGACGGGAAUACACCUCUCCAUUACUAUUGCAUUAAUUCUGUUGCUUACGACGAGCGUCUCCUGAAAUCUCCAAGAGUUGACAAAAUGGUCUUCAACAAAAAGAACCAGACUGCUUAUCAAAUCUUAUCAAGUAAAAGCUUUCAAACUGAUCCUGAUGAGAAGAAGCUGAGCGAUUUUCCUAAAGACCAAAAAAACUUUAGCUACCUUUACAUUCAACGAGUAUUAGAAGUUGGGUAUGAUAAAACUAAGAAGAAGAACCCGAAGGAAGAGGAGGUGGAGUGGAAGCAGGAGAGGGAGAAGAGGAUAGAGACGGAGGAUAAAGCGGCUCAAGCCCAUUUGGUAGUUGCUGCACUCAUUACAACUGUGACCUUUGCAGCAGGCAUUACCAUGCCCGGGGGGUUCGUUGGUGGAGAUGAUCAUCCACAUCCAGGCUCUGCAGUUUUGAGGAAAAGUGCUGCUUUCAAAGCAUUCAUCCUUACAAAUGCCUUAUCGUUGAUUCUAUCUAGUUCUGCUAUAUUUAUCCACCUAUUUAUUCCACUUAUCCGUACUAAUGCUAAAUACUUCUUCAAAAAGCGCACAAGUUUUCUUCAAAUGGCCUUUUGGUUCCUUCUUUCCUCCAUCGCACCAAUGGUUUUGGCAUUUGUGACAGAUAACAGAGGGACCAUAAUGAAACUUGACUUUAAAAGAAUUUUCUCAAUGAAGCAUCAGGAAUACAAGAUCCCCUUUUCAUAA
Molecule: messenger RNA, 1462 nt
Organism: Juglans regia (Persian walnut)
Lineage: Eukaryota; Viridiplantae; Streptophyta; Magnoliopsida; Fagales; Juglandaceae
Product: ankyrin repeat-containing protein At5g02620-like
Exons: 4
Coding region: 95-1462 (455 amino acids)
Cellular component (GO): plasma membrane
Molecular function (GO): protein phosphatase regulator activity; protein phosphatase 1 binding
Source: RefSeq, a predicted model, not a curated record